Messenger RNA from Prorocentrum cordatum, 1872 nucleotides. The record is from the annotation of a GenBank genome assembly. Lineage: Eukaryota; Dinophyceae; Prorocentrales; Prorocentraceae.
AUGUCUCCGUACGGCAUCCGGAUCGUGCAGGUGCUGGUGCUGGAGGCGCGCCUGGACGAGCAGGUCAAGGGAGCUUUUGGCGAGCUGGUCGUUCAGAGGAACCUCCGCGGCGCCUCCAUGGCCGAGGCGGAGGCGGAGGCGAUACGCGUGGUGAAGGGCGCGGAGGCCGACGCCGAGAAGAGGGCCCUGGAGGGGAGGGGCAUGGCGCUGAAGCGCGAGGCGCUGGCACAGGGCAUCGUCCGUUCGGUCUUCGGCGACGCGGGGCUGGACGCAUCGUCCCUCGCCAACAUUGCGUCCAGCACACUCGUAGAGCUGCUCUACACAUUGCGGGGCCCGCGGACUUCGACGCCCUCCGGCACAUCGGCUCCCGGGCCGCGCACACCGUCUUCCUGCACCAGGGGCCCUCGGCGGCCCCUCCGGCGCCGAGCGAGCUGCGCAGCCCCCGGGAUGCCAGGAUGGGCAGCAAGGAGACCGCCAACUCUGGGGCGACUUCGAGGACCGUCUCGUCGAUCAGGAGCAUCGCCAGCAGCUAUGGCAGGACCCCUGAGGCGGCCGUCGCUCAGCUCCGUCGGCUCCAUCCGGUCCGGCGCGUCGAGGCGGACGCCGCAGCGCCAGUCGAACAUGGACCUUGCGGCGGGGAGAACCACGGAAUCAAAGACCAGCGUCUUCGUGUCGCUGCGGGUGCAGUUGUUCUCCCCCGUCAGCAAAGCAGCCGACGAGCUCAUCUGCGCCUACCACCCGUACCCCCACGGCAGCGACGCCGCCGACGCCAAUUAUUCCCAACAGCUCUUCACCAACGUCAGCGACGCCGCCGACUGCAUCUACGCCUAUCAGCUCUUCUCCCUGUCAGGAGACAACGUCGUGCCGCUCGUCGACCCCAGCACCCGCCAGCCCACAGUCGGGGGUCUUAUGGCGCAGGCAGCCUCGAUGACCACCGACCCCGCGCUGAAGCAGGUCCUGCACGAGCAGGUGACGAAGAGCGCCUCCCCCGCGCAGGCCCAGCCGGCGAUUGCCGCGGCAGAGGCAGUGCGCAGGGCAGAAGGGGUAUGGAAGCUGGCGUCCUUGCAGUGCGAGCAGGCCUCGGCGCAUGUGCAGCGAUGCAGGGAUAGUCUCGACACAGACAAGGCUCGAGAAGCCGAGGCGAUCAGGGCCCUGGCCACGGUGGAGCUCAGUCGGAAGGUUGCUGCCAAGGCCAUGGCCCGCGAGGUGGGCGUAGUCGAGUGCACCAGUCCCUCCCCUCCAUCUGGAGGCAGUGGCGCCACCUUCAUCGACUUGCAGUGGGACGCGGCCCUCUUAGAGGAGUUGGACUCGCUCGAGUGCACGGAGGUCGAGCGCCUGAAGCUCAAGCAAUUCGAGGCUGAAUUACAAGCGGCCAAGUCUAACUUCUCGGCCGAGGCAGAGGAGAUCAAUCAGUGGAAGGCGCCCGUCACUGAGAUCAAGCAGAAGAUCGAGGAGCGCACGCAGAAGAAGAGGAAGGUGGGCUCAGAGACGGCCGCUGCAGGCGAUGCCCCCUCGUCGUCUCCAGCAGCACCAGUUCCAGCGGGCCCGUCCCAGGAGGAGAUCGACGCCGAGGUGGGGCGCAUCCGCGGGGCGCGCGAGGCUGGCGCAGCCGCCGCGGCGCAGGCUGCCGACGCCCCCGCGGGCGAGCCGGGGGAGUCUGCGGCGGCAGCACCCGACGAGGUGGAGGGGCGGGAGUGCAAUAUGUUCUUCGCGAAUAUCACCGUCCGGGGCAAGCGGUCUUGGGCCUGCCUCAACAGCAGCGAGCCCGCGCCCCGCGGGCGCGCGGCUAAGCUUCACUACAAGGGCAUGCGGUUCCACCGCAUCAUCCUUGGCUUCGUCUGCCAGGCCGCUGGUGGGAUCCCGGCCGUCUGA